Molecule: messenger RNA, 2653 nt
Organism: Abrus precatorius (Indian licorice)
Lineage: Eukaryota; Viridiplantae; Streptophyta; Magnoliopsida; Fabales; Fabaceae
Product: DEAD-box ATP-dependent RNA helicase 56
Exons: 12
Coding region: 472-1506 (344 amino acids)
Molecular function (GO): RNA helicase activity; ATP binding; RNA binding
Source: RefSeq, a predicted model, not a curated record
UCUCACUGUUUCUCUGCCUUAAACCCAAAACCAGAUCUAGGGUUUACUUUUCAUUUUGAAGAAGCCUCUAAAUUGUUCGCGUGAUCUAAGAAGUAGAAUGGGUGAAUUGAAGGACACAGAGGCUUACGAGGAAGAGCUCAUCGACUACGAAGAAGAAGAUGAAAAGGCCCCCGAUUCUGCAAAACCCGCUGCUGAAGCUGGCAAGAAGGGUUAUGUUGGGAUCCAUAGUUCGGGAUUUAGAGACUUCCUGUUGAAACCAGAGCUUCUUCGAGCCAUUGUAGAUUCGGGGUUUGAGCAUCCAUCCGAAGGUAAUCCUUAAUAGCUUAUGAAUACGUCACGAAAAUUGGUUGGUAAACCUUUACAUUAAAAGGAUCUGGCAGAUCAUAUAUACUUACUGAGGAUUCGUCCACUACAAUUUUGUUUGCUUCUUCAUUAGUGCAACACGAAUGCAUCCCUCAAGCAAUUUUAGGAAUGGAUGUCAUUUGCCAAGCAAAAUCUGGAAUGGGAAAGACUGCUGUUUUUGUUCUUUCAACUCUUCAGCAAAUUGAUCCUGUUCCUGGUCAAGUUGCAGCUCUUGUUCUUUGCCACACAAGAGAACUUGCCUAUCAGAUUUGCCAUGAAUUUAAGAGAUUCAGCACUUAUCUUCCUGAUAUAAAGGUUGCUGUUUUUUAUGGUGGUGUCAAUAUCAAGGUUCACAAAGAAUUGCUCAAGAAUGAAUGUCCUCACAUUGUUGUUGGAACACCUGGGAGGAUUCUUGCUCUGGCUAGAGACAAGGACCUAGGUUUAAAGAAUGUGAGGCAUUUUAUACUUGAUGAGUGUGACAAGAUGCUUGAAUCACUUGAUAUGAGAAGAGAUGUCCAAGAGAUUUUCAAAUUGACUCCACAUGAUAAGCAAGUGAUGAUGUUUUCAGCUACACUCAGCAAAGAGAUCAGACCUGUUUGCAAGAAAUUUAUGCAAGAUCCUAUGGAAAUUUAUGUGGAUGAUGAGGCCAAAUUGACUCUUCAUGGUCUUGUCCAGCACUACAUCAAAUUGCAAGAGUCUGAGAAGAAUCGUAAAUUGAAUGAUCUUCUUGAUGCGUUGGACUUCAACCAAGUUGUUAUUUUUGUCAAAAGUGUCAGCAGAGCUGCAGAGUUGAACAAGUUGCUUGUGGAAUGUAAUUUCCCAUCAAUCUGCAUACAUUCUGCUAUGUCACAGGAAGAGAGAUUGAAACGAUACAAGGGCUUCAAGGAAGGGAAGCAAAGGAUUCUUGUGGCAACAGACUUAGUUGGAAGGGGGAUUGAUAUAGAACGUGUUAAUAUAGUUAUCAACUAUGACAUGCCUGACUCUGCUGAUACUUACUUGCACAGGGUGGGAAGGGCUGGUAGAUUUGGCACUAAGGGGCUUGCAAUUACAUUUGUGUCCUCUACCGCAGACUCCGAAGUUCUAAAUCAGGUGCAAUCUAGGUUUGAGGUUGAUAUAAAGGAGCUUCCUGAACAAAUUGACACUUCUACAUACAUGCCAAACUGAUGAAGUUACGAGACAAUUAGGAGGUGGAAUGCGAAUGAUUUAUUGCUGUCGGGGAUGGAUUAGUCGGCAUUUCAUCAAUUUGAGAGUUUCGGCACACUAUUUAACCAACGAUGUUAUUCUUUAAAUUGUACGGAAUAUUGGCCAAUUUGAAUGACUCCCUGUGAGACUGAGGAGAUGUAUCAGUAAUUCAACUUUUUUUUAUGCUCCUGUAUCCGCGUUUUAUUCAGAUGUAGAAAUGCGAAAUAGAGUCAGCGUAGCUUAUAAAUGUAUUGUUAAUCAUCUAUUCGUUGAACAUUUUCAGUAGUGGCACUUGCUAUAAUUAUUCGUGCUGUUUUAUAAGUUGAAUUGAACGAAUUUAACCACCCCGCCCCCUCUCCCCGCUCUCGCACCCACAUCGAUUAUUUAUGAUUGAAUUUCUGGGCCAGAUUAGAUAUCACUGUUCUUUUGAGGCACUACUGUGGUUGGCAAUAUCGCUUUGUGUUGUUUUUUAGAGUCGAGGGAUGGUGUUUUUAUGGUGAUGUUGCGACUGCAAGUAUUUGUUGUUAGAGUUUGGUGUAAUUCUAUUCAUCGGUUUUUGAUAUGCCAUUGCUAGGUUAGGGGUGAUUGAGAGGAAGAGAAAUGUUAGAAAGAUACCCUCGCAGAACACUUUUCAGUACUCAUAACAGGAUAGAAUUUACAGAGCUCAGUAAUUGAUGAAAUUUAUAUAUUGCCUUUGAUUAUAUUUAUUUUUAGAGAGAAAAAAAAAAUAGAUUAAAGAGAUUGAUUAUUGUUAGAAAUAUCCAAUAAAUGUAAAUAUUUUGUUUAUUAAAAAAGUUAACAAUUUUGUCUUGAAUUUUUUUGGAUAGGUAAACAAGAACGGAAGUAUUUGAAGGGAUUAACUUGAGUUUUUCUUAUUUAAUAUCCUAGGCCAAUAAAUUUGCUGAUAUUUCCGGUUGUUGAUGAUAGAGGACGGAAAAGUCAUUAUAAGCGACGGUUAACAUCACAAAGUUUGUCAUGAAAAAUGGAAAACUUGUCAUUUUCCUAAUAUAUGCUCUCUGGACUUGUUGGCAAAUUCAUGUCUAUAUAUAAUUUCGUAUGGUUUUCUAUUAAUUUUGAAAUAUCUAGACCCUAUACGCUUAGCGAUAACUUAUUCCCCUCGAUCUUAAUG